AUGAUUAUAUAUCCAAAUAAUAGUGUCAUUCUGUUGGUUUUAAUUCCCUUUUUUUUUUUUUUUUGUAAAUUAAAAAUAGCAAAAAGCUCACUACAUUAUUAUUACAAAAAAGUACACACAGUUGCUGAGAAUGGAAAGAAUAGAAAUAAUAAUGUGUAUGGUAUUAUUCAACGCAAAAAGAAUUUAACACAUAAAUUAUUCUUUUUGAAAAAAGAGAAAAACGUCAAUCAUUUUUUUAAUUAUAAUAAAGACUUUGGAAAUAAAUUAAUUAGUAUACUUUCCAUAAAUCAUAAUGUAAUUCUCUUAGAUGAAAAGGAUUCUAGCGUAUUAACGAACGUAAAUAUUAAUAAUGACUGUUUAAAUGAGUUAAUAGUCCCUUUUAAAGGGGCACACAGAUUUACAAAAUGCUACCUUUUUCAUUUGAAGAGUGGCAAUUUGUUAUAUGAGGGCCUCGUGAACUCCGAAAAGAAGGAGGAUGGGGAAGGUGGAACAAUGAGAAAUGGAAGUAAUACAAAUGGAAUUAAUACCAAUGGAAGUAAUACCAAUGGAAGUAAUACCAAUGGAAGUAAUACCAAUGGAAGUAAUACCAAUGGAAGUAAUACCAAUGGAAGUAAUACAAAUGGAAUUAAUACCAAUGGAAGUAAUACAAAUGGAAGUAAUACAAAUGGAAGUAAUACAAAUGGAAGUAAUACAAAUGGAAGUAAUACAAAUGGAAGUAAUACAAAUGGAAGUAAUACAAAUGGAAGUAAUACAAAUGGAAGUAAUACAAAUGGAAGUAAUACAAAUGGAAGUAAUACAAAUGGAAGUAAUACAAAUGGAAGUAAUACAAAUGGAAGUAAUACAAAUGGAAGUAAUACAAAUGGAAGUAAUACAAAUGGAAUUAAUACCAAUGGAAGUAAUACCAAUGGAAGUAAUACCAAUGGAAAUAGUUCCCAUCAUAACAGUAGUGAAAGAUGCUGUCCGCACUUGAGGCCCCCCCAUAUUGAAAGGUACAUUAAUCGGCAGCUUGUAAAACUAGCGAAUGAACUUAUAAGCAUGAAAAAAAUCUUUGAAAAAAGAGAAAAGCAAACACAGGGAGGUGAUAGUAGUGAUUAUAGUUAUACUAACCAAAGUAGCGAUAUUAACAACGUUAGUUGUGGUACCUGUGAUGGCAUGUGGUGGGACUUUUAUAUCAACAAAAAGGAGAAGCCACUGAAGUGCUUUGUUUAUCUGGACCUCCCUGAAGGUACAGUAAUGCUUAAGCCCAGAAAAAUAAAAGAUAAGAAUUUUUUAAUUUCUAUUAAUGCAUUAAAUGAUAUUAGAAGAAAUAAUAAGGAUAUAUUAAAAAAUAUAUAUUUUAAAAAGUUUAAUAUAACAUUUGAUUAUAUAUAUAAAAAUUGCAAUUUUAUAACUCUGUUAAUUAAUAAAUUUAUAGAUCAGCCAUAUUUUAUGAAUGCAUUUACAUUAUUUUCAUUAUUAUCAUCUCUUUAUAUUAUUAGUGAUUCAUUUUAUCAAAGUUUUCUAAUGUUGUUAAGUAGCGAAAUAAUAUGGAAUCCUAUUAUAUAUAACGCUUGGUGUAGUAUAUACCAUACUACGUUACCACUAAAAUUAUUUAUGAUUAAGCAAACUUUUUCAUAUUCUAAGGUAGCUUUUGAUUACCUAGUUGAACAAAUAAGAUCGAAGUUACUUCGUUUAGAAACGUCCUUAAUUAACUCUUCUUUGAAAAGAAAAAUUCUUGUAGAUACUAGGAAGGAAAACACCUAUGAUAGGAAAACGUUUGUUAUAGCAACAGAAGACUAUAGCGAGAGUGAUAACGAAGGAGAUUUUACUUACAUUUAA
Messenger RNA from Plasmodium malariae, 1818 nucleotides. Its product is annotated as conserved Plasmodium protein, unknown function. The record is from RefSeq and is a predicted model, not a curated record. The transcript has a single exon. Lineage: Eukaryota; Apicomplexa; Aconoidasida; Haemosporida; Plasmodiidae. The coding region runs from base 1 to 1818 and encodes 605 amino acids.